Messenger RNA from Peromyscus maniculatus bairdii (prairie deer mouse), 3998 nucleotides. RefSeq names its product FLVCR choline and putative heme transporter 2 (gene Flvcr2). Gene Ontology annotation, molecular function: heme binding; heme transmembrane transporter activity. Gene Ontology annotation, cellular component: membrane. Lineage: Eukaryota; Metazoa; Chordata; Mammalia; Rodentia; Cricetidae. Gene Ontology annotation, biological process: transmembrane transport; heme export. The record is from RefSeq and is a predicted model, not a curated record.
AGGCCCCAGCCUGCCCGGGAGCGAACCGAGCCGGCCCAGCAGCAGUUCAGCUAGCAAACUUUUUCCAGGACGGUCCACACUUCACCUGGGAAUUCCAGGCAGGAACAGCCUGGAGCGCGUGGCGAGGAGUCUGCGGCUGACUUGGGGACAAGAGUUUGCGAGGUGUGGGGGUGGAAAUAAGGAUUCCCAAGGACCAGCAAGGGGAGUUUGGGAGUGAGCGCUGCCUCUAAGUCUCCGUUUCUCUGCGCGAACAGAGGUGCGCUUCUGGACAACCCUCAGCUCUAGGGGGACAGCCACAAGGCCACCGGCCCAUAAGACUGUAGGAGUCAGCCCGUGUCCUGGGCUCAGGAGCACGCUGUGGUCAUGGUGAAUGAAAGUCUCAACCAGGAGAAGAGCGAUGACAACCCUGCACCCGAGUCCGCCUUCCCGACCGACACCAGCUACUCCACCCAUCCCAGCGACUCCUUCCAUCCCAGCGUCUCAGGCCACCCCAGCGUCUCCAUCCAUCCCAGCGUCUCCAUCGACCCCAGCGUCUCUGUCCAUCCCAGCAGUUCAGCGCCCCCUAGUACCUUUGCUCAACCCAGCGCCUUGACGCAUCCCAGUAGCUCAGGUCCGCAAAGCAGUGUGAUCAAGGUGAGCAAGCGCCGUUGGGCCGUGGUCCUGGUGUUUAGUUGCUAUUCCCUGUGCAACGCCUUCCAGUGGAUCCAGUAUGGCUCCAUCAAUAACAUCUUCAUGACCUUCUACGGCGUCAGCGCCUUUGCCAUCGACUGGCUGUCCAUGUGCUACAUGCUGGUGUACAUCCCUCUGCUCCUGCCCGUGGCCUGGAUGCUGGAGAAAUUUGGUCUUCGAACCAUCGCGAUCACUGGUUCAGCUCUCAACUGUCUGGGCGCUUGGGUGAAGCUAGGCAGCCUGGAGCCUCACCUCUUCCCGGUCACAGUGGUGGGUCAGGUCAUUUGCUCUGUGGCACAGGUCUUCAUCCUGGGCAUGCCCUCACGCAUUGCUUCGGUCUGGUUCGGGGCUGAUGAAGUCUCAACAGCUUGCUCCGUGGCCGUGUUUGGCAAUCAGCUUGGAAUUGCAAUUGGGUUUUUGGUCCCUCCUGUUCUGGUACCCAACAUCAAAGACCAGGAAAAGCUUGCCUACCACAUCAGCAUCAUGUUCUACAUAGUAGGAGGUGUGGCCACUGUCCUCUUCAUCCUUGUCAUCAUCGUAUUCAAGGAGAAGCCCAAGUAUCCUCCCAGCAGGGCCCAGUCCUUGAGCUAUGCCAUGGCGUCCACUGAUGCUUCGUACUUAAGUUCCAUCGUGCGACUCUUCAAAAACCUCAACUUCGUGCUGCUGGUCAUCACCUACGGUCUGAAUGCUGGUGCUUUUUAUGCCUUAUCCACUCUGCUGAAUCGCAUGGUGAUAUUGCACUUCCCGGGUGAAGAAGUGAACGCUGGACGAAUUGGCCUGACUAUUGUCAUCGCAGGGAUGUUUGGAGCUAUGAUCUCAGGCAUCUGGCUGGAUAAGUCCAAAACCUACAAGCAGACAACCCUGGUAGUGUAUAUCAUGACCCUGGUGGGCAUGGUGGUGUACACGUUCACCUUAAACCUCAAUCGUUUAUGGGUGGUAUUCAUCACUGCUGGCACCCUGGGCUUCUUCAUGACUGGCUAUCUACCCCUGGGGUUUGAGUUUGCUGUGGAGCUCACGUACCCAGAAUCCGAAGGCAUGUCGUCUGGCCUCCUCAACGUGUCAGCACAGGUGUUUGGGAUCAUCUUCACCAUCUCCCAAGGCCAGAUCAUUGACAACUACGGAACCAAGCCUGGGAACAUCUUCCUGUGUGUGUUCCUUGCCCUCGGAUCAGCUCUCACGGCUUUCAUUAAGGCGGAUCUUCGGAGACAGAGGGCAAACAAGGAUGUUCCUGAGACUAAAGUCCAGGAGGAGGAAGAGAGCAAUAUCAGCAAGGCCCCCACGGUCGUGUCCGAGGCUCGUCUCUGAGAGAGACAGAGACAGAGAGAGAGAGGUGGCAGAGACUCAGGAACAGAGACACUGUUAGCACCUCGAUCUUCAUGGAGAAGCUUCUAGAGGGAGCAGCUGGAAGAUCUGUGGCUUGCAAGGCCGUGCCUAUGCCCACUGGGCCCUACCUGAGAACCCGGAUGGUUUACUUGGGGCCAGCCUCACCUCUCUCCAGAUGUAGACUGGAUUCUAGUCCCCUCUCCCUGUUAAUGUCUUGGGGCUAGUGUUGGGGGAGGCUGGUGAAGGGUGUCGGAGUUCAUCCUUGCUUGGUCCCUUGCCUUCUUAUCCUUUCUCUCGUGGAGAAUGCUUGCAGAAUUAUCCUAAGAAAGCUUAUUCAGGAUAUUAACUUUUUCUAAUGUCUUAAGACUUAUCCGCAUGAAGCCCAGUUCUCACCGAGAACAGGCAAGGUGCUCUGCCUGAGGGUCACGGUGAGGAAGCACCAGGGUCCAGCCUCCAUCAGAGCCCAUCACUCCACAGAGGCAGCUCUGUCAGGACUCUUGGCCUUGGCCAAACACUGCAGUCUCUCUUCCUACCUUCUUUCCUGAGAGCCCAGACGAAACACCAAUAAAUCAGACAAAACCUCUCUUGUAGCCGGAAGGAGAAACUGACUGGAGAGGGCUCCCUGCGUAGCACGGAUUCUAAUUGGUCUUAAUAAUAAAAACCCGGAGCCAGAUAUCAGGGUAGAUGCUGAAAGAUCAGUAAAGGAGCCAGCCACUAGAGUCUUCUUACCGAUACCCAAUCCUCAGGUCGAAGGGGUGAGAUUCUGUCUCCACUAAUUCUCAGACUGAAUGGUCUGAGACCCUGUCUCCACCUGCCUUAUUUUCCUGUCUCCACCUCCCUAGUGCUGGGAUUAAAGGUGUGAGCCACCACCACCACCGCCGCCUGGCUCUGGUUCUCGUUUGGACAGAUUCAGUCUCAUGUAGUCCAGGGUGGCCUUGAACUCCCGAGCUUCCUGCUUCCUCUUCUCAAGUGCUGGGAUUCAGGGUGUGUGCCACCACUGCCUGUCCUCUGCUGUGGUUCACUAGUGGCUGGCUCUGCCCUCUGAUCUUCAGGCAAGCUUUAUUUGUUAGAGCACAAGCAAAAUAUCACCCCAUCCCUGCCUAAGUGCAACAGUGCUGGGAGCCACCUUGAGUGUGUGUGUGUGUGUGUGUGUGUGUGUGUGUGUGUGUGUGUGUGUGUGUAGCUCUGAGUUGGUAGCUUGGGUUGGAACGGGAAGAUGCUUUCCUAUGAGAGGUGCUUGUCCAGGGACUCCAGUGUCCCAGGCCACUCAGAAUGUUGUCACUGGGUCUUGCACUGGGAAAUGUGGCCAUCAGGCCAGCGGCAGCUCGUGGCUCUAACCUCUAUUGAAAGUUGGUCACAUUUACUGUGCUCAGACACCCGAGGCUAUCUCUGAGGAACGGGGCAGAAGGUGACUCUUAAAAUAGACAUUCUGUCUGUUUCAGGUAAACAUAAUCCCGUGGAUGCCGGGGACAGGAUUUGUACAACCAAACACUCUUCCUGCCUCUGCUAGCAAAAGCUGCCAGAUAUUUGAAGUUGAAAAGGACUCCUAAACCAAUCCCAGUUGACCUCCUUCCUCACCCAGUCUGCUGGUUAUACUCAUGGCUCUUGUAAGGUCUCCUCCAUGAGAAACUGGCAACUAAUUUCUCCUGUGCCUCGAGCGACUCUGGUCAAGAACAUUCAGUCGUCUGGCCUUGGCCAUGGCCUUAGCGUCCCAGAAUAGCGGGGUUGCCUGCAGGGUUGGGGUGCCAGGCCACUUGUGUGUACACACACGCGUGUUUGUAUGUUGUGUGUAGACUUGAGCAGCAGACGGGAGGAAAGCUGGGGUUGAGGCAGUGUUAGGGAUGGCAGGGAGAGGUGCCUUACUUUCUGUCAAGAGAAAGGUGUUCUUUCUUCAACUGUUCAAAAUGGACAUGUUUACGCAAUCCAUUUAUUUAAAAAAAAACCAGAGUUUGUAUUUCCUGUUUAUAAUACCAGAUAUUUUAAGGCAAUAAAGAUUUUCAAAGUGG